Tarenaya hassleriana is the source of this 1029-nucleotide messenger RNA. RefSeq names its product protein AE7-like 1. The transcript is spliced from 6 exons. Gene Ontology annotation, biological process: iron-sulfur cluster assembly. Lineage: Eukaryota; Viridiplantae; Streptophyta; Magnoliopsida; Brassicales; Cleomaceae. The record is from RefSeq and is a predicted model, not a curated record. The coding region runs from base 321 to 791 and encodes 156 amino acids.
AUGAAAACUCCUUUUGAAUCGUAAAUCCUCCGACUGAGCAAGAGAGUCUACCUGAUGAUCGAGAACCAAUAAACCAAUGAGAAGUUGGCACGUAUAACCAACUGGAUGCCCAAAACAAACAGCCAACAGAAAGCUAAAACUAAGAGCCGUCGACAGCAACCGGAAAGGAUCGGUCGAGUCAAUGGCUCAAAAAUGAUCAGCGGUGGUCCCGGCGGGGCUCGAACCCGCGACCUUCGGCUCAUAAGACCAACGCUCUAACCAACUGAGCUACGGGACCAUUUGACAGAGGCGAGGAAAGGAGGAUCGAGAGGAGGAGAGAGAUGACUCUGGGGCUGAUCAACGCCAAUCCGAUAGUGCAUGCCAAGAGGGAGCGAAUUGCUCGUCCUGAAGACCUGAUUCUUCAUGGACACGACAGCGUUGACCCUCUCGACAUCUAUGAUUAUGUGAGGGAUAUAAGAGAUCCAGAGCACCCGUAUUCUUUGGAGCAGCUAAGUGUUCUGUCUGAAGAAUCCAUCACUGUCGACGACAAGCUCGGUCGUAUCCUGAUAACGUUUACUCCAACGAUCCAGCAUUGCAGUAUGGCAACUGUGAUCGGUCUGUGCUUGAGAGCUAAGCUUAAAGAAUGUUUUCCUCCUCAUUACAAGGUUGAUAUCAGAGUGACUCCUGGUUCUCAUGCCGAUGAAGAGUCAGUGAAUAAACAGCUCAAUGACAAAGAAAGAGUGGUGGCUGCAUUGGAGAAUCCGAAUCUCCGUCAGCUCGUGGAUGAGUGUAUCUACUCCAAUGAGCUUUGAUCGAAUUUGCGCCCUCUCCCUGGUUUGGUUCUGUUCAACUCCUUGUACAGGUUAAAACGUUUUCCUAUAGCUGGUUAUAUGACAUGUACUGUCCCUGCCGUAUUGCUAAUGUGAUUGCAUGAAUUCCAUGGUAUUCUCCCAUUGUUGUAUACCUCCUAUAACUUUACAAGCUUUUGUUCAAGGAUAAUGUAAUCUAUAACCAAGUGGGGAUCAAUCGCCUUGUUGAUCUACGAAUCUA